Messenger RNA from Laetiporus sulphureus 93-53, 1650 nucleotides. RefSeq lists its product as uncharacterized. Lineage: Eukaryota; Fungi; Basidiomycota; Agaricomycetes; Polyporales; Laetiporaceae. Bases 43 to 1404 code for a protein of 453 amino acids. The record is from RefSeq and is a predicted model, not a curated record. The transcript has a single exon. Gene Ontology annotation, molecular function: protein dimerization activity.
UGCGCCCUCGAGCUGCCUUGUUCUUUAUCUCCUCUGUGCUACAUGACGAACAGCAAGUCAAACACACCCUCAUAUGCAGGCAGCUGCAACCCGCCUCGGCGCGCGAAGCGUCAGCGGGCUAAUGCGAUGGGCGUUGCGGACGUGACGGCGUCCGAUAAGCAGUCCACCAGCAGCCGUCGGUCGCGGCCCCCUAUCCUCCCCAAGGCUCACGCUGAAGAAAUCAGCUCACCACAGGCCGAGAUGUCUGGAUCGGACGCUGAGGAGGAAGACGAUUACGAGCCAGACGUAAGACCAUCGGGUCCUCGGCGCCGGGGCCGCAAACCGGGAGUGCUCUCUCGUUCGGUACGAGAGUCACUUCGCAAGCUGAACCAUUCGCGUAUCGAGAAGGCGCGUCGAACGAAGAUCAAUGAUGCUCUGUCGACGCUUAGUAUGUUGGUCAACGAAGCCGAGAGACAGGAAGGCAAGGAGAACCAGGUGGAAGGUGUGGAAGAAAAGGAAGGCGGGAAGGAGGACGGGAAGCGUCCGAGGAAGGCCAGACCGGAAGAGAAGGAGUUCAAGCUUGAUGUGCUCGUGAAGACGGUGACGUAUAUGCAGGAGCUCAUCGAGCGGGUCAAGGUGCUAGAGUCCGGCUGUUACCCGAAGUGCUCCAAUGAGGCUCCGCCGUCGUCAUCGUCCGCGGGCAUGAAGCGCAAGAGACCUGCGGAGGAUGAAGAAGAAGGUGCAGAUACAGGCGAUCACAACGACGACAAGUUUACAGAUGACGAGGACACGUACGCCGGAGAUGACGAGAAGGGCGACGGCGAGGAUGUCGAGUUGACGAUGACCUCGCCUAUGCUGCCUGCCGCGUCUUCUGCGUCUUCUCCGCCUCCUCGUCUCCCUUCCAUCGCCUCCUGGCUCCCAUACCCGUACGUCGACCCGAGCUGCAUCGCUAUUCUGUCCAAGCCUCCGGCAUCCGCCACCACAUCCCCCAACAUUCAGCUCCCCUCACCGCCUCCGUCGGACAAUCUCCGCCCGUCUACGAUUACCCCUGUGGCCAACGUCCCUCCUCUCGUCCUCCCGGAACCAGCGCACCCCAUCUUUCCAUCCGCACCGUCGCGCAUUGCUAUCCCUAUCAGCAGCAUCACUUCGCCACUGGAGGAUGCAUCGGAUGCGCGAGAACGCCGCGCAAGUGUCUCGUCCUCCCGCUCUUCAGGUUGGACGCCCGAAGACGAGUCUGCAGCGUCGUUGCUGCUGCAGAUGAGCACGUCGCCUACGGGGUUAGUUCCGACAUCCUCGGUAUCGAAGGGGGCAGAGCUGUCAGCGAGAUCUUCAACGAGCCCGAGUUGGGCGACGACGAGGCCGAUCUUGCCCGUGCCUUUGCUGGCCGAGACGCCGAGUUCAUUGCUUGGCUUGAGGAGGAGGUGAUGUGGCUGGAAUGCCCUUCUCCUCGUUCUGGGGGGAUUGUUUGGUAUGAAGCUCUCAUCCUGUUCAUUGGUGGAUUGUGAGUCGGUAUCUACAUAUCUUGUUUCUCAUCUCUUAAGGUCUCGCCUCUCAGGUCGUCAGUCUUUGUGUGUCUUAACUUAUUUUUUCUGUCACGAUCGAAGCGUCAGAUUAUGUACGAUUUCUACGGCUAUGAAUGUAUGACUUGAAUAGCACGCAUAUAGAUUAGGA